AAUAAUAUUAGUGUGUAGGUUGUUGUGGUAUUAAAUAUUGAUUCAACACUCGUUUUCCUUAUGAACUAUUGGUCGUUAUGUCUUUUUAAGUUUAUUUUUGAAGUGAGUGGUGAGAUGCACUCAUAUAGAUGCAAGCGACAUUAUUUUUCGACAUUAGCCAAUCAGUGAAAUAAUUGUACAGGUGGUUAAAUAUGAUCAGGCAUCUUAAACGAGUUAACAAGGCGGAGCAGCCUAUGUUUAAGAACCAUUUUCUGUGCAACAAUAAUACGAAAUUAAUUAAAAACAAGUGUCUAAAGUUGAUAUUCUACAAUUUUGAUCCAUUUGGAAGUGACCAAUUUUAACAUUUCAGUAAAUUUUAAAGUAUAUUAAAAGCAUUUUUGUAUUUUGUCAACUUAAAAUUAUUUUAAAAUAUGAAAUUUUUGCAAAUUUUGCUAAUUAUGUUUAUAAUUAAUUUAUUCCAUAUUUCGACCAAAAUUUUUUUAUGGGAUUGUUAUCGAUUGUCCUUUCAAUAUCAAGUUGUAGAGAGAUCACUGUUUUUUCUUCAUGAAUAAAUUCCUUGAUUUGAUCAAACAAUAUGAAAGUAGAUACCAAUUGAUAGUGCAUAGUGUUAUUAUCUUAAAAUUUACUUAUCAAGCACCGGUUGGGUGAUGCAAUUAUCAGUCAAUCAUGAAUCUAAAAAAAUCUGCGAAAUUAAGAUUAUCUUUCGCCCUCCAUCUGUGCCUAAUCGUAGCACACAUAUGGAACAGCUACGAUUAUAGGCAGUAAAUCUAUUCCAAAUAGCUCAAUCAACUUCACAUUGACCCAAAAAUGAUUAUCACCAAAGGGCCAAAAAUUUCAAUAAUUGCAUCACCCAACCGGUGCUUGAUCAGUCGAUUUGUGCAUGGUCGUAAAGUUUCCCUUGGAGGGCGAAAGAUAAUCUUAAUUUCGCAGAUUUUUUUUAUUAACGUUCUUUACCUAUCUCGUUCCAUCUACGGCGCGUACCACACCUUGUCUGCUGUUGUACGUGGGCUUAAAAGAAAAAGCACAUAAAGUAUACCAAAGCCGACCAACCGUACAGCUGACGAUCGAAUUUGUACUCGCCGCUGAUUGAACACGACUGAAAGCAAUUGGAUAUGUUUCAGACAUCACAUUUGUUAUAUUUUGUGUUUAUAAAAUCUGCCUAUGCCUUUAAAAUGCACCAUGUGCAUGUCGUGAGAUUGAACUUGCACCCUCAACGCAUGUGAUAGAACACAAGUGCAACUGAUACAUAGGUACGCACUUUUGAUCUGGGCCAGAAAAGAAACAAAAAAAAAAUACACCAAUUGAGAGAAAUAUAGCCACAGCAAUGACAUUCGUACCAUGUGAGCGAAUUUUUAGCAGAUAACGACUAUAAAAAGGAGUGGACAGUUCUGAACAGAACAUAAUCAACAUACGGUUGUCAAACAGUUCACACAGAUCCCAAAAUGGCAUUCAAAUUCGCAGUCUUCGCCGCCAUCGUGGCCGUCGCUAACGCCGUCGCCAUUGGUUACCCGGCUGCCUACCCAGCCGUCGGUGUUGCCAAGAUUGCCACCCCGGUCCUCGCUAAGGCCGUCGAUGAUUAUGAUCCAAACCCACAGUACAGCUACAGCUACCACAUUGCCGAUGCUCUGACCGGAGACAACAAGGAACAGCAGGAAUCUCGCAACGGAGAUGUUGUCACUGGAUCGUACGCUCUGGUCGAACCCGAUGGCACCCGUCGUGUUGUUGAAUAUACUGCUGAUCCAGUCAAUGGAUUCAACGCCGUUGUACACCGUGAACCACUUGGCGUCAAGGCUGUUGCCCCAGUUGCCAAGUUCGCAGCCCCUCUGGCCUACCCAGCUGCUCAUGUUGCCGGUUACCCAGCUGCCCAUGUCGGAUAUCCAGCCUAUGGAAAGGCCAUCAUUGGUUAAAAAUUCAGAUAAGCAACACCAUAUGAAUCAGUUGUGAUUGCAUAGAUAAAUCUCCGAUCAAUCAUUUGAAAAUCACAACAUAUUCUGCGUGGAAAUGACCUUUGCCCCGCAACAGGACUACGAUAAACGGUUUAAACAAAAACUUGUACACAUUGUACACAAACAAUUAGAAUCAUUCAUGUGUAAAUAGUAACAUAAUCGCUCAAAGAAUGUAAACGUACCAUAUAAAAUAUCACCCAUGCUUACGACGAGCAGUGUAAUAAUCAUACACGUUUGCUCUCCUGUUUGACUGUGUGUGUGACUUAAGUGUUAUUCUAGUGUUAUUAGCUCAAUCAAUCACGAACGAUAAAACGCAGCUUCAUGACGAUGAAAAGGAAACAUAACAGUUUUGUGAAUUAUCAAUCCGAAAUUUCUUAUACGUUUCUCAAGUAUCUAUGUAAGAUUCCAAAGAAAUGUAUCUGUGAUAUUGAGUUAUCCUAUUAAUGCACCGAUUGCGAAGACAUUCGAGACUGGUAAUG
Ochlerotatus camptorhynchus is the source of this 2425-nucleotide messenger RNA. Its product is annotated as larval cuticle protein A2B-like. Bases 1443 to 1907 code for a protein of 154 amino acids. The record is from RefSeq and is a predicted model, not a curated record. Lineage: Eukaryota; Metazoa; Arthropoda; Insecta; Diptera; Culicidae. Gene Ontology annotation, cellular component: extracellular matrix. The transcript has 3 exons.